Molecule: messenger RNA, 1550 nt
Organism: Lycium barbarum (goji berry)
Lineage: Eukaryota; Viridiplantae; Streptophyta; Magnoliopsida; Solanales; Solanaceae
Product: putative UDP-rhamnose:rhamnosyltransferase 1
Exons: 1
Coding region: 176-1441 (421 amino acids)
Molecular function (GO): UDP-glycosyltransferase activity
Source: RefSeq, a predicted model, not a curated record
AAUAAAAAGAGGGAUAGAGAUUGCUUUUGUUCCCCGUCCACUGCUGCAAGUGGCAAGUUUUGUUGCUCCCAAAGAGAUCCCACAGUAUCUGAUUGACUAAUUGGUCCGGUCCACCACUCAAAAUUUAUUCCAUUUUUCAGUCUCUCCAUAGCCUUAGCCAAAAUUGGAGGAAUCCAUGUCUCAUUCAUUUCCACACCCAAAAAUAUCAAGACUCCCUAAAGUUCCUCCUAACUUAACACACCUCCUUAAACUUGUCGAAUUUCCAUUACCAACUCUUGAUGACAAGUCUCUCUUGCCGGAAGAUGCUGAAGCUUCAGUUGAUCUUCCUUUUGAAAAAAUCCAGUACUUGAAAGCAGCUUAUGAUCUCCUCCAAGAACCCAUCAAACACUUCAUCGCUGAUGAAAAACCUGAUUGGAUUAUCUCUGAUUUCACGCAACAUUGGAUAGUCGAUAUUGCUAAAACUUAUGACAUCCCCAUAAUUUACUACUGCAUUUUUGGUGCUGCAGCAACGGGUUUCUCCAUCGCUGCAACAUGCUUCGGGGACACGCCUGAAAUUUUGACCAUACCGGUAUUUCAGUUGCUGGAUGUCCCGUCAACUUUGGCUUAUAAAAAGUAUGGGUCAUUAGAGCUUAUGGAGACAUUUUAUAUCGAUGAUGCCUCGGGUGCGUCAUAUGCUCAACGUGUAUCUGAUAUACUUGUUGCAUGUCGAGCUAUAGCUAUACGUAGUUUCAAAGAAUUCGAAGAUUUGUACAUAGAGGCGUUACAUAAAAUCGUCGACAAACCUGUAAUUCCAGUUGGAUUAUUAGCAACAACAUCGUCGUCGCCAUCAACAAACUUCAACAAUGAUCCAUCCUCGACGAACAUUUUCAAAUGGCUGGAUCAACAGAAGGGAAAAUCAGUUUUAAUUGUAGGAUUUGGAAGUGAAUAUAAACUAAGUAAAGAGCAAGUAGAUGAAAUAGCUUAUGGGCUUGAACUCUCUGGUCUACCAUUUAUAUGGAUACUACAAAAGCCUAAUUGGAGUUCAAAUGAAGUGGAUCUUUUACCGGAAGGAUUUGGGCCGAGGACAGCAGAGAAAGGGGUGGUCCACAUUGGAUGGGCUCCACAGAAGGAGAUUCUGGCCCAUCAAUCAAUAGGGGGUACACUGGUUCAAGGGGGGUGGGGUUCUGUAACAGAAAGUUUACAGCAUGGUCAUGUUGUUGUUGUUCUGUCAUUUGUGUAUGAUCAAGGUUUUAAUGCAAGAUUUCUGAUGGAAAAAGGAUUGGGAAUUGAAGUGGAGAGAAACGAAGAAGAUGGAUCGUUUACUAGAAAUGAUAUAGCGAAAGCAUUGACAUAUGCUAUGGCUUCGGAGGGAGGUGCAGAGCUUAGAGAUCGAGCAAAAGAAGUAGCUCCCAUUUUUGGAGAUCAAAAGCUUCACGAUUCGUAUGUUGCUAAGUCCGUUUAGUAUUUGAAGAAUAACAGGAAAGAAGUCUGUAACCAUUAGAGUACUCAUAUUCAGUACUGUUGAUCUUCUUCCACUUUCAAUGUAGUUGGAACUUCUUAUUGUAAGGGUA